Metopolophium dirhodum (rose-grain aphid) is the source of this 4409-nucleotide messenger RNA. It is a transcript of the gene Smurf, whose product is annotated as E3 ubiquitin-protein ligase SMURF2. The transcript is spliced from 15 exons. Gene Ontology annotation, molecular function: ubiquitin protein ligase activity; protein binding. NCBI's taxonomy places the organism in Eukaryota, Metazoa, Arthropoda, Insecta, Hemiptera, Aphididae. Gene Ontology annotation, biological process: ubiquitin-dependent protein catabolic process; negative regulation of BMP signaling pathway. The record is from RefSeq and is a predicted model, not a curated record. The coding region runs from base 313 to 2721 and encodes 802 amino acids.
CCCUACGUCCCUACCUAUAGUACCUUUGCUAUUAUAGUAGUAUAAUAGUUCGGAGCGUAUAAAAUAAGUGAAAUUACGCGAAACUAGACGAAUUAUGUAGAAAUUACAAAACUCGAGCGUAAUAUUCACGUUUAAUUUAUUGUCUGUGAUAAAAAAAUUUAAAAAACAGAGAGGAGAAUUAAAUAGUGCUGCUAAUCAUUAUGUGUUCAUUUUUUGUGUAGUAAAACAUUUUUAUUAUGCCAAAUGCUUUUUAAUUUUUCAAACGUAGAUUUAUCAUAAUAAUUAAUGACUAAUGACUAAUGAGUAUCAAAUAUGUCAAACAUGUCGGGAUCUUCAGGUAGCAGGCGAACUGGAGGAACAACUAAGAUCCGUCUAACAGUACUUUGCGCUCAGAAUUUGUUGAAAAAAGAUUUAUUUCGUUUACCACCUGAUGCAUUUGCAAAGAUAAGUGUGGACGGGUCUGGACAAUGUUAUACAACAGAUACCUGUAAACCAACCUGUGACCCUCAGUGGAAUCAACAUUAUGAUUUAUAUUUAAGUAAAGGUGAUCAUGUAACAAUUACCUUGUGGAACCAUAAAAAAAUUCAUAAAAAUAUUCAAAAACCUACUAGUGGUUUCCUUGGGUGUGUAAGAUUAUCAUGGAAUCAAAUUCAGCGAUACAAAGACACUGGUUAUCAAAAAUUAGAUUUAAUUAAAUUAAAUCCAGAUGAUCCAGUACCAAUUAGAGGUCAAUUAGUAUUAUCUUUAUUAUCUCAAGAUGGUACAGCAGGAGUAUCAUCUCAACAAUCAUCUCCGUUGCCAGAUGGAUGGGAGGAAAGGAAAACAGAAAAUGGACGAUUAUAUUAUGUAAAUCAUAAAACCAAAACUACUCAAUGGGUUAAACCGACAAAAUCUCAUUCAAAAAUUACUACAGGUAGUAGUAGUCCUCGCCCUCCAGCACCAACUCCUACAGAAGAUACACAAAAUGAAUCUGAUGUGAUAAAUAAUAAUGAUGGUAAUAGCAUUGCUUUGACUUCACAAACGAAUAGGAAUCCUAGCAAUCGAGCAUCCCUCGGUUCUGCCAGACAUGCAUCAUCUCAUAGUUCCUCAAUUCAACAACCGCAAGACUUGCCAACAGGUUAUGAAAUAAGAACAACACCUCAAGGACAAAUUUAUUUUUAUCAUACCCCAACUGGUUUAAGUACAUGGCAUGAUCCGAGAAUUCCAAGGAAUAUUAGUGUAACUUCUGGACAACAACUUGGCCCUUUGCCUGCUGGUUGGGAAGUACGUCAAACAUCUAGUGGUCGCUAUUAUUAUGUAGAUCAUAAUAAUCGAACUACAACUUUUUCGGAUCCAAGACUUUCAACAGCAGUGAUAGCUAAUUUAUUACAGAAACAAAAUGAUCAAAGCUCAUCAACAAACGAACAAAACUCAAUGAACAAUAAAGAAAACACUAGUAUUAAUACUAGAGUGCCCAAUACUAGUGAAACAUCAUCAAGUCAACAGAGGAUUCAACCUCGCCCUGGCCCUGUUUUUGAUGGUCCCCAAAGUAUUGAGACUGAUUCAGAGUGUUUGCCUAAAUACAAACGUGACUUAGUAGCUAAACAGAAGAUUUUACGUACGGAACUGGCUGCAUUACAGCCUCAAACAGGACAUAUGAGAUUAGAAGUUUCGAGAUCAGAAAUAUUUGAAGAGUCAUAUCGAGCAGUGAUGAAGAUGCGACCAAAGGACCUACGAAAACGGUUGAUGGUCAAGUUCCGAUGUGAAGAAGGUCUUGAUUAUGGUGGUGUAGCAAGAGAGUGGUUGUAUUUAUUGUCCCAUGAGAUGCUUAAUCCCCAAUAUGGAUUAUUUCAAUACUCCAGAGAAGAUAAUUAUACUUUACAAAUAAAUCCGGAUAGUUCAAUUAAUCCAGAACACCUAUCUUAUUUCCACUUUGUUGGUCGUAUAAUUGGAAUCGCUAUUUUUCAUGGACACUAUAUUGAUGGAGGAUUUACAACACCUUUUUAUAAAAUGCUACUAAACAAACCAAUUACUCUGGAAGAUAUAGAAGGAGUAGAUCCUGAAUUACAUCGUAGUCUCACAUAUAUAUUGGAAAAUAAACUUGAAAAAGAUAUAAUUGAUACUACUUUUGCGGUCGAACAAAGUAGCUUUGGUGUAUUAAAAUUGCAUGAGCUCAAAACUGGUGGGCAAAAUAUUCAGCUCACAGAAGAUAAUAAAAAAGAAUAUGUCAAAUUAUACGUGACGUAUAGAUUUAUGAGAGGAAUUGAACAACAGUUUUUGGCAUUGCAAAAAGGCUUAACCGAAGUAGUUCCUGGAACAUUGCUAAAGCCUUUUGAUGAACGUGAGAUUGAAUUAAUUAUCAGUGGUAUUGGCACCAUUGAUAUUGAAGAUUGGAAGCGUAAUACUAGGCUCAAACAUUGUGCAUCAGAUAUGCCUGUGGUGAAAUGGUUUUGGGAAAUAAUUGAACAAAACUAUAGUCAAGAGAUGCGUCUCAGGUUGUUACAAUUUGUCACUGGGAGUUCUAGAGUUCCUCUUCAAGGUUUUAAGGCACUUCAAGGGUCAACUGGAGCAGCUGGACCUCGUUUGUUUACAAUACACUUGACUGAUGUACCUACUGAUAAUCUCCCCAAAGCGCACACCUGCUUUAACCGUCUUGAUUUGCCAAAAUACGAGAGUAAACAAAGAUUACUUGACAAACUCAGCCAAGCAGUUGAAGAAACUUGUGGUUUUACUGUUGAAUAGGUAAUCUGUUAAUUGUUUAUUAACUGCAUACAUUAUUAUUUGUUUAAAUUAUGUUAAGUGUCACUUAUUUGUAUUAUUUUUUGUUUAUAGAAUUUUUAUUGUACCUAUAGUCAUUUGUUAACUGCAACUUAUUAUAUGUUUAUGUAUAUUUUUUUUUUAUUCGUGAGAUAAUGUUGAGAUUAAUUCAAUAAUUGUUAUUAAAAUAUGUAAUAGUUCUAAGUUAUAGUUAUGAUAAUAAUGUGCAAUAAUACAGGGUAAGAUACGAUGUAAGGCCUUGGAAGCAAAAUGAACUAAUUCAAGAACUACAUUUAACUAUAUUAUUUUAUCCUCUUAAAUGAUUAUUGAUUCUAUGCAUGACAAAAAUGUAUUAUUAUUAUUUGUUACCAUUUAAAACAUAUUAAUAGACGCUCAAGUGUUGAUUUUUAAAGUAAUUUAGAUUUUGGUUCCAAUUUUCAGAAAAUAUAAUUGAAUAUUUGUCAAUAUUUAAUCAAUAAUCUAUUGUAAUAUCUUAAUUUUUUUUAUCAAUUUAUAACUUAAUUUUAUUAUCAUAGUUUAUUUUUCAUAUAAAACAAUCAUAUUGUCUUCCAUAGGUAUAAUAUAUUAAGGACUGCCCUCAUACGACAAUCCAAAUCAUUAAAUUUAUGAAUAAAUUAAAUAUAAUAUAACUUUGAUAGUGGAUAGAAUAGGUAUUACGAUUAAGUAUCUCAUUUAAGCUCUGGAAUCGAACAAUGAUGUAACUAUUGUUUACCUAUAUAAUAACAUUUAUUAGACAGCAUCAGUAAUAUCUCUGAAUACUUUACUAUGUAUUGUUAGCCGUUUAAGGCAACAUCAUUGUAUAAUAAUUAACAACUCGUAUAACAUAAAGAUUCAGCUACUGAUGAGGAAUCAGUAUGUUUCAUUUAAUAAAUAGGACAUUGGUUAUUUUAUAAACAUUUACAAAUUCAUAAUAUUGCAAUAAUUGCAAGUUUUUAACUAAUGUGAAAACAGAACAAUAUUAUAAAUGUAUAACUGAUUUUUUUCUGAUGAUCUCUAGAAAUUAUUAUUGUUAUUUUAUUUACAAUUUAAUAAAACAAGACUUAGUUUUAUAUCAUAGUAUAUCUAUUAAUUAGAUUUAUCGUGUUAUGUAGAUUUAUCUUAAAUGAUAAGUAACCGACCUGUAAUUUUAUGCAAUAUUAAUAUUGUAGUAAUAAUUUUUAUUGUAUUAUUUAUAGUUUGAUUCACCAAAUAUACUCACUCUCUUUUUUUUCUUUAAUACUGCAGUUAUUUAAAAUCUGAUUUUUUGAAUUAUUAAAUAUACCUAAAGACCAUAUUUUCAAAUUUUUAAAUAUUUUGUGCUAUUUAAGGAUUGUCCUUAGGAGUUGCAAACUUUUGUUUUUCAAAUGAAAAUUCCAAAAAUCUGAAUUUGAAUAAAUUCAUUAUUUAAGGACAUCAAAUGGGGGCGAUCAUCAAGGUGAAUCACCUUGUAUAUUAAAAAUGAUCACUUCAUAAUGAAUUAUAAUAUAAAGAUACUAAAGACAAGUACCACUAUUUUUUAUAAACUAUAUACAAUAAUAUAAUGUUAUACAUUUAUAUUGAAUUAUUUUUGUGUAUUUAUUAGUAACACCAUACUUAUUGUGCACAUUUUCUCUUUUAUUUAUGUUCAUGUUACAUCUGUAAUUAAAUAAAUUAAAUAAGAUUAUGAUGUUUUA